AUGGUCUUUUUACGCCUAGAAGUCCGGGUGUACCCCCCGGAGCAACUUCCAGGGUUUCUGCGCUCGAUCUUGCCUGGUAAACGACCGGAGUCCGAGGAAACAAACAAGCAGAAACCCUUCGCGGGGCUUUUAUUAACUCUGGAGAAGCCGGAGGACCUUACGAUGGGCGAUCUCGGCCGCCUAAUAAAACAGAAAUGGGAAGCAAUUCACCCGAACUCGCCCUUGGUGAUCAAGAAGUUACUCGACGAUAAGAUGCCCGCAGUUGACAUUGAAGUGGAGACCUCUGUCCAGGACGUAUUUGUUGAUCGCGGAAAAGCCCGUGCAGAUGGCCACGACCAGCGAGGCAUCGUUCGUGUGAUUCAAAAGCCUUGCGCUCAUGCCCCCGAGCGACUCCCUUCGGUCGAUCUCGAUUUCGAAGCCGCCAGCGAAUCGUUCUCUCGCAAACGAAAGCAACAAACUCCCGAGAGCGAUGUACCGUCUAAGGAACCUCGACUGGAGGGCCAAACUGGACGAUCAACUCUGGAAGCCCCGACAAGCCCUGGCUCGACACGGAGACGGGAUCUUGGCCCCUCGUGGACCAGUCCCCACCGGAGGCCAUCGAACGUGUCCCCGCCUAACGGCAGAGGACUAGGGCUCGGUGUCACUAGUAGUCCUCCGAAACGAGCCGCCCAAGAUCGUCAGCGCCGUGUUUCCUUCCAACCUGCAGGCGACGAGGAUACUCCGAGGGCCCGUAAAGAGCCACAGUCUUCCAUAAUACCAAGCAGUCAAGUCUCUGCUCCUCCUAGUAGCCAGGUUUCAGGAAUGGUCUAUCCGGCCGAUUUAGAAAUGAUUCAGGAGUUACAGAAGAGAUGUGAGAACGAGGAGCGCGAGAUGAAUUUGGUUGCGCAAUUAUUGCAGGAUCCUAAAACGCAUGCAUCAUUACGUCCCACCUUACUGAAGAUGUCUGAUAUCUACGAUAUCCUCAAGGGUCGAAACAACGGCAAUGGCAGGAGCAAGAGAAGGAAGAGUGGAUUGGAGAGAGUAACUCUUGAAGCUUUACGCAUUGAAUUACAGGAGCGCGAGGAGAAGCUUGCGGUGAAGUCGUCACCACCCGAAAUCGAGGAAUCGGUGGAUAUCUGCGAAAUCUCAAAUUCUGACAUUGAGGGCAUGGGAGCAGUCCAUGGAAACGGUAAUACCGAAAAGGAACAAAUCGACAGCGAUGAAGAGAUGGUGGAUGCGGAACGAGUUGUAGCCAAUGGUAAGCUUCAACCCCCGGACAACGCAGCAGAAUCUACCGAUGAAUCGAUAUCGGAAUCGGAAUCGGAAUCGGAAUCGGAAUCGGUAGAGGAGUCGACCGACGAGUCGGAGGCGGAAGAAGAGCCCCCAGUCAAACCAUCUGUGAAGAAUGGAAAGGCUGAAGCCGAGGAUGAGGACGAAGAUGAAGAUGAGGACGAAGAUGAAGAUGAGGACGAAGACGAGGAGUCUGCAGAUGAUUCGGAAGCGGAAGCCGAACCCUCAGUCAAACCAUCUGUGGAGAACAGGGAGGCCGAGACCGAGGAUGAAGAGGACGAUGAAGACGAUGAGUCCGCAGAUGAGUCGGAAGCGGAGGCCGAGCCCUCAGACAAUCCAUCUGUAAAGAAUGGGGAGGCUAAGGCCGAGCAUACCAUUGACGAUAGUGAGGCCGACGGCAGUGACAAUGAUGACACGCUGGAUUCUGCAGCACACAACGAAGAAAAGCCAUCUGUGAAUGGGGCUGGUGUUGAUGGCGAAGAUGACAAAGAUGAAGACGAGGAAUUGGCCACAGGCGAUCCCGUCAGUCAAUUAGUGGAUGAUGAGGCUGCGGUUGAUAGUGAAGAAGAAGAGGAUGAAGAGGAAGAAGAGCAAGAAGAGUCGACCGACGAGGGCAGUGACCAAGAAGACGACAUUAAAUCUAAGCCGGAACAACAGGACGAGACUGUCGCCGUCGAAGUCCCGACAUCAUCGCCCGUGAAGCUCCCUGAGACCAACAAAGUCCAACCACAGCUAGUCCAAGACAGCUCUUCAGAAGAAUCAGAGAGUGAAGGUGAACUGGACGCCAGCUUUAGUCUUCCUAAAUAUGCUUCUCAUGUUACUCCUGUUGCUCACGCUCCCGUUGCCAACUCAAUUGAGCAGCUUUCAUUGUCGCAGAAAACUACUCCCCGAGUGACACCGAGAAAGACUUUGAAAGACCUCCUUUCAGAUCAAAAGGCAAAGCAGGCAGCCAGGGCGAAGCAGGCCCCAGUACAGCCGCCGAAAGUUACCAAAUCUAUCCCGAGAGGUGACAUUUUCGAAGUGUCCGAUUCUAGUGACGAUCAGCAUAGCAGUGACAGUGAUGGUGAUAUCCUCCCUAACGGAAAUCUUGCAAAAAGGCCCAAGGCAUGGUCCAGAUAG
This is a messenger RNA of Penicillium odoratum, 2388 nucleotides long. RefSeq lists its product as uncharacterized. The record is from RefSeq and is a predicted model, not a curated record. The transcript is spliced from 3 exons. NCBI's taxonomy places the organism in Eukaryota, Fungi, Ascomycota, Eurotiomycetes, Eurotiales, Aspergillaceae. Bases 1 to 2388 code for a protein of 795 amino acids.